GGUUUUUGGUGGCAGCGAUCGGGCAAAUAUUACACAACGCGGUCAUUAUAGGGACAAUAAAGAUGACGCUUGAUUUGUUUUGGUUAACUUUUGAUAGAACUAUGUUGUAAGAAGGUUAGACGGAAUGAAGAGUAUGGGUAGAGAGCACACGGACGGAAUAAAGUCUAAAUAAGCUGUGGCGACCCACGCGGGUCUUCGCGCUCACAUCGCGCAGCCUUUUUCGCGCACUUUCUCAAGUGCCGUUGCACAAAUCCUACUGUGAACGUGAUUAUUGUACUAGGAAGUAAUCGGGGCAGCAAAAAUGACGGGUGUUGUUGAUAAUCCACAAGAAAACGAAGCAGUGUAUCAAAGGGUGGUCGGGUUGAUGCACGCGGCGCAGGAAACGGGAAAUGAUCUGGACGCGCGACUCACGCACUUACUCAGCGCGAAAGAGGUGAUUCUGAGCAAGAGCCCGGAGCUGAUCGACAACUUCUGGGCGGAGAUGGUGGCGACACGGCACACGCGCAAACUGAAGGCGGUGGCCUUUUGUCUGGACUGGAUCCGCGACGCCUGUAAAAAGGAGCCGCUGCUGAUAAAGGAGCGCAACAUCUUCUCCAAGGAAUUGUUGCUGCGUUUAAUGGAGGAUCCCGCCGUCGUCGUGCAGAAACGCAGUCUCAUCUGCGCCACACAGAUCUACCGCAACGCCAUGCGGUGGAUCUGUUCGGGUGACGUGACGGAGGGUAAUGCGGAGCCGGUGUGGCAGGAGCUGCGCGGCGUGAAGGAGCACCUCGUGCAGGCCAUCAGCGGCGCCGAGCACGCCGAGAACCACGUCGGCUACCGCCUGCUCUCCUACAAAUUCCUCCAGACCCUCAUCGAGUGCCAGAGUCCCCGCGACGCCGCCGUCCCGCCCGAUCCCGAGGACAACGUGAGCUCGCUGGACAUUCCCGACAAGUGGUCCGGCAGUAAGCUAAGCCGGCGCAGCGUGGAGGCCGAGGCCAGCGCGAUGCUGGACGUCCUCGAGGGCUUCGUCACGCGCCAAACCCUCACGACCGAAUACGUGGACUGUAUUAGCGUGUGCGGCUGCCUGCUGGGGCUGGCGCGCCGCCGGCCGCAGUACCUGCCGCGCGUCAUGACGGCCGUGGAGUUCCUGCUGACCAACAUCCCCGCCGGCUACACCAAGCUGCACGUCGAGGGCCUGCGCAAGUACCUCAAGACCGGAUUGAUCUGCGUGCUGCGCCGCUGUCCCGACCCGGAGAUGCUGGACCGCACCGUGCAGCUCCUCACGCGCCACUUCGGCACCAGCCACAACGAGAUUUAUCGCAACCGCGCGAAUAUCACGGAGAUGCUGCGGAAGAAGAAGCGCGAACCGGAGCCGGAAGUCGUGGUGAAGCGUCCGAAACUGGAGGAUCACUAUCAGGACGACGAAGACGAAGGGGAGCCGGAAGUGGCCCCGCGGCAGGCGCCGGAACCCCUGGUCGACUACCAGUCACUGGCCACCGAAAUCAACACCAACACCAUCGUCCCGCGACUGACGCCCGAUGUCGUCGUCCGCCUUAUCAUCGCCAACAUGCGCCGCCUGCCGACGAGCAUCCCCACGCAGUUCCACGCCACGUACACGCCCAUCGGCAGCGGCCCGGCCUCGGGCAUCCUGGAGCACCUGGCCCGGCUGAUGGCGCUGCAGAUGGUGGCCGCCGACGUCGGGCCCGGCUCCGAAGAGGUCGCCAAACGCAAAAAGGAGGAGAGUCUGCGUAAGAACGAGGAAGAGGACGCCAAGUCGGCGGCCACCGCCCAGCCCAUCUCCAGCGUCCUGCGGGCGCCCCCCUCCGAGGAGGCGGCCGCGCUGGACCUGGAGAACGGCGACGCGGACAGCGGCGACGAGGCGGCCGAGGGCGACACCGCCGGCAGCGUCCCGGAGGCGGUGGCCAGCGGCCCGGUGCCCGAGGAGUUCAAGGCCACCGAGAAGGCCUUCAAGCUGGAGGAGAUGACGGAGGCCAUCCCGCCGGACGACCGCAGCAACGCCAUUCUCUCCAUCGUCAACGAACUGAUCGGAUCGGAGCCGAAUGUCCUCAACGCUUCCGCCGAGUCGCUCUUCCACAAGUGUUUAGUGCAUUUUGCCGUACGGGUCGGCUUGGAGGCCUUACGCGAGCGCAUCGCCAAGUUUAUCAUGGAGGAUCUGGGCAGCCGGGCGGAGUUGGCCUUUCGCUGGAUCUUCGAGGAGUACGCGUAUGCCCGGCACAUUCAGCGGACGGGGCAGCCGCCGCCGGGGGCGGGGGAGAAUGAGGAGGACCUGAGUGAGGAGCAGUUGGCCAGCUACGACGACUGUCUGACGCGCUUCAUCAAGGGCUUCAUCGAUCAUCCCGAGUACCGCGAAGGGCUGGUGUCGCAGUUGUACAUGGAGGUGCCGUGGGUGACGGAGGGCGCGGUGGAGCUGCUGAGCUACUACUGCACACUGCGCAGCGUGCACGGCGCCAUGCGCCUCAUCCACAAACUGGUCAGCACGCGGCCGCGCCCCGCGCGCUACAUUCUGCCGGCGCUGGACCUGACGCUGCACCAGCGCAAGGACAUCCAGGCGCAGGCCGUCCAGACCUGCGUCAAAUUGUACUCCAGCAUGCCCUCCCUGCGCCCCCAAGUCCAGACGUUCGCCAUCGACUGCAUGAACAUGCUGGGCGCCGGGGAUCCGGCGGCGCUGCAGCAGGACAAGUACGGCCGGGCGCCGGAGAAGAAGCCGGAGUGGAACGAGGAUCUGCAGCGGAUUUGUUCGUCCCUGUUCGCCGGGAUUCUAGCCGAGGACGCCUCGCUGCUGCCGGUGCUGGGCGAGAUGUACGUCCAGCACGCCAACGACGUCAAGAAGACCAUCUUCAAGAUCGUCGACCUCCCGGUGCGGACGAUCGGGAUGAACGCGCCGGAAAUGCUGGCCUUCGUGCGCAAUCCCCCCAAGGGCAGCGAGGCGCUGGUGCUGCGCGUCAUCCACCUCCUCACCGAGACCAACCCGCCGACGGCGGAGCUGAUCAGCAGCAUCCGCGGCCUGUACGCCGAGCGCAUCCCCGACGUGCGCUUCCUCAUCCCCAUCUUGAACGGCCUGCCGAAGGAGGACAUUGUGGCCGCGCUGCCCAAACUGGUCAAACUCAACCCGGUCGUCGUGCAGGAGGUCUUCCACCGCUUACUCGGCACCGGCAAACACAAACUCGAUUCCACGCAGCGCCGGCCGUCGUUGUCGCCGGCGGAAGUGCUCAUUGAACUGCACAAAAUCGACAUGACGAAGGUGGACGCCAAGAGUCUCAUCAAAGCGACGGGACUGUGUCUGGAGGAGAAGGAGCUGUACCCGGCCGACACGAUGAUGGAGGUGCUGAAGAAUCUGAUCGACGCGGAGCCGUUGCCGUUUCUGCUGCUGCGCACCGUGCUGCAGACCGUGCAGCUGCACGGCCACCGCACCACCUACUUCAUCAUGAACAUCCUCAACAAACUCAUCGACCGCGAGGUGUGGACGUAUCCGCUGCUGUGGGAGGGCUUCGUCAAGUGCUGCGAGAAGACCCUGCCGCCCUCCAUCCCGGUCCUCCUCCGUCUCCCUUCGGAGCGCCUCAAGGCGGCCCUGGACAGCAGCCCCGCCCUCCGCGGCCCCCUGCAGAAGCACCUGCUGGACCUGCACGCCGAGCAGCGCGCCCACCUCCCGCCGGACACCCUCCAGCUCCUCGACCUCGACCGGCUCCUCAAUCAGCACCGCGAACCCCGGGAACCCGAGGAACCGGUCCCGCGGACCAACGACGCCCCGCCCAAGUCGCCCCCGGCCGCGGCGAGGGCCGUCAGCCCCCCGGGGCGCCGCAAGGAGGGGCGCCGCAGUCCCUCGCGCUCCCGGGAACCCUCCAGCCGCCCGCGGGAGCGUUCGCGCGGCGCCGAGAAGGAGAAGGAGGGCGGGAAGGCCCGCGAACGCGGCGAGCGGUCGCGCGGGUCCGGGGAGACGUCGCGGGCGCGCCGGGAGAAGGGGGAGCGGGAGGAGGGGGCGGAGCGCCGCCGGAGGGGCGGACGAGACCGCAGUCGCGAGAGAAAGGACGGCAGUGGCUCCCGCCGGCGACGCGAGGAGCGCCGCAAGUCGGCGCGCGACAAUGACGAGAAGCCGAGCGCGCCGCUGGAUAACGGCGUGCUGGCGGUGGACGCCGAGAGCCCGCCGGCGGCCGACACGGGCCGCCCGGAGCCGGCGGACCCCGGGAACCCGGAAGUUGCGAUGGAUGUGGGCGUGGUCAGUGAGAAACCGGAAGAAACGAUGGAAGUGGGCGUGGCCCACGACCAACCGGAAUUGGGCGUGGUCCAGGACGUGGCGAAGGACGUCCCGGACGUGGCGACCCCGGCGGAGGGUGUCCAAGACCCGCCGGAGCCGGACGCCGGGAUGGCGAGCCCGGAGGUGGUCGCGGCGGACGCGAUUCCGCGUCCGGACAGUCCGCAGUUGUGAUGGGGCUUCCGCAGCACGUGACACGUGUGUUUGUCUCUUUUGCGAUGUUUUUUUGAUGGUUUUUCGUUGACGUUUUUGUCCGGGUGAAAAACGGGAAAAGAUUAAUUAAUGGGUGUAUUUUUUUUCACCGGAAAUUAUUGGAAAAAAUUUUGGGAACGAAUAUUGAAGGAAAUAAAAAUGGCAAUUAAAAAAUUGGAUCAAUUCAGACGGGAAGAUAAUAUUAUUUCGUUCGCAUUUAUUGUGCCUAUAAUAAUAUUAAUUUUUGUAUUUAUUUGAAUAAUCCG
Messenger RNA from Paramacrobiotus metropolitanus, 4707 nucleotides. RefSeq names its product symplekin-like. Bases 302 to 4423 code for a protein of 1373 amino acids. Gene Ontology annotation, cellular component: mRNA cleavage and polyadenylation specificity factor complex. Lineage: Eukaryota; Metazoa; Tardigrada; Eutardigrada; Parachela; Macrobiotidae. The transcript is spliced from 20 exons. The record is from RefSeq and is a predicted model, not a curated record.